Magnolia sinica is the source of this 1385-nucleotide messenger RNA. Its product is annotated as protein IN2-1 homolog B-like. Bases 254 to 904 code for a protein of 216 amino acids. Lineage: Eukaryota; Viridiplantae; Streptophyta; Magnoliopsida; Magnoliales; Magnoliaceae. Gene Ontology annotation, molecular function: glutathione transferase activity. The transcript has 7 exons. The record is from RefSeq and is a predicted model, not a curated record.
CUUGAUUUUGUUUUUCUUUAAUAAUCCAACCGGAGCAGAGAAGAACCAAAUUACUUCUGUGGCACUCUGUUAUAACUGGACAUUUAGUGCGGAUGCGGCAAUCAGCUGUCCAGACAAUUCACUGGACAUUUCCCAUGGUAGAUUGUACGCUACUAAAAUGCUCCUAUUGAUCAGUUGAUCUUAAUCUUGUGAUCAAUGACUUACAAAUGGAUGGUAGGCAAGAUUAUUUUCAACAGUCAGUGUUGAAUAGUAAAUGGUUCAUCAGUUGGAUGGGAUGUAUGUAACUUAUACAUGCCCAUAUGCACAACGCACGUGGAUUGCUAGAAAUUAUAAGGGAUUGCAGGAUAAAAUAAAAUUGGUUCCUAUUAAUCUGCAAAAUAGGCCUGCUUGGUACAAGGAGGUCUACCCUGGAAAUAAGGUGCCUUCGUUGGAGCACAAUAAUGAAGUCAAAGGAGAGAGUUUGGAUUUGCUCAAAUACAUCGAUAGCAAUUUCAAAGGCCCGGCGCUUCUCCCUGAUGAUCCUGCCAAGGAGGAGUUUGUGGAAGAGCUGCUUUCAUACUCUCAUACCUUCAAUUCUGUCAGCUACAGAUCAUUUCCCCAAGAGACUGUACCAGAUGAAGUUGGUGCUACCUGUGAUCAUCUGGAAAGCGCUCUUUCCAAAUUUGAUGAUGGGCCAUUUUUCCUUGGCCAGUUCAGUAUGGUGGAUAUUGCUUAUGCUCCGUUCAUUGAAAGAUUACAAAACUUCUUUCUGGAAUUAAGGAAAUAUGACAUCGCCAUAGGCACGCCAAAGCUGGCUGCAUGGAUUGAGGUAUAUUCACAAUCAUAUGAAAUAUUAGUACAUGUCUGCAAUCUGCUUAUAUGUUUGAUUGCACUUAAGCAUAUAGCUUUAAUGGGUCUCUUUUAGUUUUGUUAGUACGUGGUUAAUCCAUGAAUUCCUCCAUCGGGAAUAGAAAUGCUGAGGUGAUUCCGUUUGAGAUUGAAGAACAACUUGUGGCGCAACUGCCAACGUGGCAUACAUGCAAGGGGUCUCUGUGCAGUGGUAUUAUUGGCGCCUAGUCCGAAAAUCGUGGUCCAUUCAUCAGGUGGGCUGUAUGUGGCAUCUUCUUUCUAAGAAUCCAUUUUCAUUCACAAGUGGCCCACCCUAUGAGUGGACUGGAUUGACUUUUGGGACAACAUGUUCAUGAUGGCAGCCACUUGCUCAUCCCAAAUCCUGUACAUGUUUGCCAUGAUAGUACAUCUUCAUCAAUCACUCCUAUUAAUUGCCUGAGCACUUUUGAUUUAGGAAAAUUCCAAUGAAUCAUCUGUUCUUGUGUUCUUACAACACUUCUUGCAUAAGCCUGUAACAAUUUUGGUAGAUUUUGUGGAGAAAUUGUUGCAAUUCAGCA